This is a messenger RNA of Histoplasma capsulatum G186AR, 797 nucleotides long. RefSeq lists its product as uncharacterized. NCBI's taxonomy places the organism in Eukaryota, Fungi, Ascomycota, Eurotiomycetes, Onygenales, Ajellomycetaceae. The coding region runs from base 1 to 540 and encodes 179 amino acids. The transcript is spliced from 3 exons. The record is from RefSeq and is a predicted model, not a curated record.
AUGCGUCUCGCUAUCUCCGCCGCCGUUGCCACGUCCCUCGUCGCCCUUGUCGCGGGUCAGAUUGCUGAUCUGCCGGAAUGUGCUAGAAAUUGCGCAUUCCCCGCCAUGCCCCCCGAGUGCGGUGUUAAUCCCAAAUGCAUCUGCUCUGCCAAAUCCUUCAUCGAUGCCAUGACCUGCUGCGUCGCCAAGUCCUGCAACCCAGAUGAACAGCAGAAAGCAAGCGCCGUCGCCAAGAAAGUCUGCAGCGCCGCUGGCAUCAACGACCUCCCUGAAUCCGCCUCCUGCAACUCCGCCUCCGCAAGCGCGACCGCCACGGCAUCAAUCACUGGCACGCUCACCGGCACUGCUAUCAUCGAGCCGACCGGCACAACUGCGUCCGCAUCCCAGAAGGCGCCCACCGGCUCCACGACCCCGUCGUCGUCGCCCAGCACGACCGGAGCUACCGCUUCCCCGACGCCUGGUGCAGGCAGUCGGGCGGAGGUUGCGGCCGGCCUGGGGGUAGGGGCUGCGUUGUUGAUGGGGUUUGUUGGGGUGAUGUAGGGCUGUGUAUCUGGUAAGGGCGGGGGGUUUGCGUGGGUGGGUGGGUUGGUGCGGAUGUGUGGUAACUGUGGUUUUGCUUUACGUAUACGAGUUUAUAUAUAAAUCUGUGAUUUCACGGCGUGGUGUGUUUGGUGCAAAUUGCAAGUUUGUGUGUACCGAAUGGAAGAUUUGAGGAUUGACAUGGCCUAUGUAUUGAAAUUGAGCUAGAGCUACAGCUACCCAACUCACUCAUUAAUUAAUUAUAACUAAAAUCUCAG